GGCGGGAGCGGAGCGGGUGGCCGCGGGCGGGGCUCCUCUCCGGCGGGUGCCGGAGUCUGGGGGCCUCGGCUUCCCCCUCCCCGCCCGCCGAGGCACUGGCCCCUCCUACCCCCGCCGCCCCCGUACCCGCCGCUGCUGCCGCUGUCAAAGAUAAACCGGGCCAUUGCUUGCAGGAGCCCUGGCAGCAGGCGAUCGGGCGGUGAGGAGCCUCGGGCGCGGCCUCGCCUCCCCGGCCCGGCUCCCGCAUCAGCACGGUGAACAGCACAGACCCUCUCUCCCGGACCCUGCUGCCCGCAGCAGCUCGUCUCGGGCUUCGGCGAUCUCAUCAGCACCGCGGACAGCACCCAGGCCCUUGCGGGCCUCGGCCAGCCCACCAGCUCUCCGAGUCAGCACCGCGGACAGCCCCCCUGGGCCAGUCCUGAAGAUGGCCACUGAGGUUCACAAUCUUCAGGAGCUCCGGCGAAGCGCAUCACUGGCCACUAAGGUCUUUAUCCAGAGAGACUACAGUGAUGGCACCAUCUGUCAGUUCCAGACCAAAUUCCCCCCAGAGCUGGAUAGCCGGAUUGAGCGGCAGCUCUUUGAAGAGACCGUGAAGACCCUUAAUGGUUUUUAUGCAGAGGCUGAGAAGAUCGGGGGCAGCUCCUACCUGGAGGGCUGCCUGGCCUGUGCCACAGCCUACUUCAUCUUCCUCUGCAUGGAGACCCACUAUGAGAAGGUUCUCAAGAAGAUUUCCCGUUAUAUCCAGGAGCAGAAUGAGAAGGUCUUUGCUCCUCGAGGACUCCUGCUCACAGAUCCUGUGGAACGGGGGAUGAGGGUUAUCGAGAUCUCCAUCUAUGAGGACCGGUGCAGCAGCAGCAGUUCGAGUAGUGGCAGCAGCAGCGGCAGCGGCAGCAGCAGUGCUGGCGGGGGUGGGGCGGGAGCCCGGUGACUGGCCGAGAGUCCCUGCACGGAGGUGUAUGGCCGGAGCGAGGGGCUGGCAGAUCUGCGGAGGCUGCGUUACCAGAGCACCCGCUUCUGAGUCUUUCUCUGGGCCCACCCUGCCGUGUGGCGUGGGAGGGAGGGUGACUACCCGCUGUUCCGUGUUCCCCAGUCCUUUGCCUCUUGGUGGGAUCUUCCUCUUUCUGACCCUGGACCUUUCUUUCUCCCAUGGGGCUAGUCCGGGUCAUCAGAGCCAGGCUUUCCUAGGGAAGUCUGAAGGUGGGGAAAUCCCAGCUUAGAUGAACCCUCUCUUCUUUGCCUUCUUCCCCCACUCCAAGGAGGACCUGAAGAAUUCCCACCCUGCAUGAUCCUUCACCGUCAAAACCCAUGUCUACCUGGACUGUGCCCCUGGGCUCUUUCUAAGGCCCAAGGCCACCAUGAAGCUCCUGCUUGUCAAUGAUCCCACCUCCUAGUUGGAGAUCUGGGGAGAUGGGUGCCCUGGGAGCUACCCAGCUGCUCCUAAGGCUGUGGCUUUCCUGUACUUCCCUCAGAACAGAAAGUCCUCUCAGCCUUGGCAAGAAGCACCCAAGUCAGAGACUUUUCACCCCCCAGGAGCUGGUUGUGGGUGUUCAGCUUGGGACUCUGGGGGGUGGUGUUCCACUGGGAUAUGGUAAAACCCUGUGGAUGAAUGCAGCUGGACAGAGCUUGAACUCCUGAACUGGA
Messenger RNA from Onychomys torridus (southern grasshopper mouse), 1641 nucleotides. RefSeq names its product golgin A7 family member B (gene Golga7b). Lineage: Eukaryota; Metazoa; Chordata; Mammalia; Rodentia; Cricetidae. Gene Ontology annotation, cellular component: palmitoyltransferase complex. The record is from RefSeq and is a predicted model, not a curated record. The transcript is spliced from 5 exons. Gene Ontology annotation, biological process: peptidyl-L-cysteine S-palmitoylation; protein targeting to membrane. The coding region runs from base 425 to 928 and encodes 167 amino acids.